Cinara cedri is the source of this 1545-nucleotide messenger RNA. Lineage: Eukaryota; Metazoa; Arthropoda; Insecta; Hemiptera; Aphididae. The record is from the annotation of a GenBank genome assembly.
AUGGCUAAACGCAUAACAGAUUUUUUUGGAGUAUCCUCAAAAAAACAAAAACCUUCUAAUUCUGAAUCUUAUAUUUUACCUCAAAAUGUACCUGCUGAAGCUUCAAAUUCUAAUACUUCUUUAACUAUAAAUCAAGUAGAGGGUUUAAUUGAUUGCCCUUCAUCGAGUUCAGAAUGGUACAAAGGGUCCAAGUUAGAUGCUAAUUGGUUAAUUCAAACAUUCGAAUUUUUGAAGAAAGUAAAAUUAGGAAAACGAUCAGGUAUUCAAUUUAUUUUAUGUUUUAAUCAAAUCUCACAAUCCAAAAAGUUGUCUCGCUUUUUAUAACUUUUACCUAUCUACCAUUUACUUCUAGCAUUAAGAUUUAUUUUUAAUAAUUAUGAGGGGUGAACAUUAAAUUAUUACCUACUAUAAUUGGCUAUCUAUUUUNGUCUCGCAACGCACAAGUUCCAAUAGCCGACGGGAAUAGAUGUGAUGGAAAAAAAGAACUCAUGAGAAUUAUAGACCAUUUAAAUAGUGACGCUCAAAACGCUGCAUGUUCUACAGAAAAAACUCAGAUACUUUGGAUGUCACAAUAAGAUAAACAUCCUUGGUUAAAACUUUUAAAAUCUCAUGAGUCGGAAGUUGUUUCCAAUUUAAUUGAGUUAGCUAUUGAUGUCAAUAACGACAGUAGAAUUAUGACCUUAUCUGCAAAUUCCUGGCCAUCUAGGUCACUCUCUAAAAUACAUUCUGACACUCAAAUUUCAACUUAUCAUGAACAUGGUUUAGACUCAAAUUUCGUUAGUUUUAAUCCUUCUGAUACUGUCUUACAUUAUAAAGAUCCAAAUAUUUAUCGUGAAAUGUAAGAUAUAAUUGCUGAAAUUGUUAUGGAGCCUGUAUCAUAAGAGUUGAAAAAUUCUAUUGGUUUCUCAAUUCAAAUCGAUGGAUCGGUUGAUAAAUAUUCAAUAGACAAUAAGUUUAUCACCGCUCGCUAUUUAAACUAAACAAAUGCCAUCAAAAACGUUUUCUUAGGUGAAAGCCAUUCAAGCAAACGUGGUACAGAAGGGUUACUUGAUUGUAUUUUAAGUACUUUAAAAACUUGGUUUAGAAUAUAUAGCCAAAGAAAAGCUAACUGGCUUAACAAUUAACGGUGAAAGUGCCAAUACUGGAAAAAAGAGUGGUCUUUGGGUUAGGUUGAGAGAAUACUUAAAAAGGGAUAUACUUUGUAUUUGGUGUGUAACAGAUAGGUGUGAUUUGGCAUUUUCUGAUAUUGAAUCAAUGGUUACAGAGGUUAAACAUUGGAAAAUAAAUCUAAAGUCUGUCGCUACAUUUUAUAGAGGUUCUGAAAUUCGUACCGAUGAACUCAAGGCGAUUUCGGAAAAGGAAAAUGUAAAAUUUUACAGAUUUCCGCAAUAUUUUAAAGUUCGUUUUGUAGAACAUCUAAUUUUAUUGUGCGAAUCUGUUUGGAAAAAUAUGCCAUCUAUAAGAGAGCAUUGGAAUAACAUAGCUACAGCUGAUACUGAUACUAGUAAUAGAAAAGAGAAAGCAAUGGUCAGAGGAUUUUUGUAA